Messenger RNA from Gongylonema pulchrum, 354 nucleotides. NCBI's taxonomy places the organism in Eukaryota, Metazoa, Nematoda, Chromadorea, Rhabditida, Gongylonematidae. The record is from the annotation of a GenBank genome assembly.
GAAGAGGAACAACGCGAGAAAGAACUGCUGGAUGCGCAGAAACGAGCAGCUGAUAAACGUGAACGCGAAAGGCAAGAAGAUGAAAAGCGUGAGCGUGAGCUGCAAGAAGAAGAGCGUCGAGAAGCGGAGAAGCGGGAGCGUGAAAGGCGUGAAGCAAUGCGCAGAGAGCGGGAACGUCUGAGAGAGGAAGAGAUGGAGCGUCAAAAGUUGGCCGCCAUUGAAAAUGCUGUGCAAGAGAGGCGUGCCGCGCGUUUAGCGGAGUUGCGUCGCGAUGAACAGAGACAAGCACUGGAACGUGAAGCGAAUAAGUUGAAAGAACAUGAACGCCAGGAAGCCGAAAAAAGGGAAUUUGAA